AGUGCCUAGCCGGCCAGGCCAAGCCAUGAAGCUCGAGAAGGUGAGGAAGUCAAGGCAAUUCUGAAAAGUCUGACUACUCUCCAAGCAAACUUCAGUGUGCCGGUUGUCAGUGUUACGUUGUUGUCUGUGGGUUUGGUGGUAGAGUUCCAGUAACAUCUUGGUAGUAGUGGGGUGUUGUCUGUGUGGUCCAACAUCUCAGUCUUGUGUAUACGUUGGCGGCGCUACAGCACCUAGUGAGCAUGUGCGACUGUUAACUGUGAAAUAACUUGUGCCGUAAACGUUAUCCGUGUAGUAACCUGUUCAUUGAAACACUGAGGAACUUCAUCUGCAACAAGCAGUGAAAGACGCAGAGCAACAGCUUCAGUGCGAGGGAAGAGAAGGGUCCUGCCGUCAGUAGACUCAGCGGAAGCAUGUAUGAGAGUCACCUAUCCGUGUACGCCGCCGCAGAGCACCACCAGGUGUCGCGCGACAACUCCACGGAGAGCGAGGAGCCUCCGCCCACACCCAAGUCGCCUCCGCCGCCCCUCGAUAACGCUGUGGUAGCGGGCAGCGGGUGUCCCCAGGAGAACCAGCACCAGGGGAAGGAACUGCUGUACACGGUGGUGGCGCUGCCCAUCGACAUGGUUUUCAAUCUCCUCUUCGUGCAGGAUCACUUCAUGACCGACGUCUAUACCAUAAAGAAGACAUACGACCUGGUGUUCGGGGCGUGGGAGGAGCAGGAGGAUGGUCAUCGAGGCCGCCAAAUAACUUACACCAUGACCCUCCCAUCAGCCAACCUCGGCCCGAAGGUCUCUUACGUCACAGAAAAGCAGGUCAUACUGGCCAACUCGAAGCCCGGGGAGGCGUACGUGGUGGAGUUUGAGUCAACCAACAAUGGGAUCCCGUACGCUGACGCCUUCUCCAUAGCCAGCCACUAUUGCCUCCGCAAGGAGGACGAAAACAAGACGCGCAUAGGGGUGUGGGCCAAUAUCAAGUACAAGAAGACUCUGUGGGGCUUGAUCAAGACAAUGAUAGAGAAAAACGCCUACAGUGGAAUGGAGGGACUGCUGGCCGAGGUGGUGAUUCAGCUGGGCACUGAGGCGGAUCGCCUGGCCGCACCUAAGGGAGCUAGGCGACGCAGGCGAACGAUGGCAGACAAAAAUCAUGGAGCCUCAAAACAUUCCACCACGACUUCCCACGCACACAAGGCAGACGGCGCAGGGAUCGGCAGAAGUGCAGUGCUGGUGAUGCUCACGGCGAUGGUGGUGCUGGUGGUGGGGAACGCGGUGCUGUACUACAGGUUGUCGCGUCUCGAGCAGAAAUCCAACCCCCUAGACAAUUUGCCGGCCAGCAGAUACCUCAGCGUGACGGGGUCGUGGAAGGUGGUGGCGCAAAUCUUGCAACGUCAGGAGGACAUUCAUCAAAAGCAACUUGAGGAAUGGAAGGCAAAACUACAGCAGGCGUCCACCACACUGCGCGAGGUCCAAAAGUCGCUGGAGAUGAUCGUCAGUACGAUUCCUGAGCAUGAAGAAAACCUGAAGCGCGUCCUGGAGCAGCAGAGCGAGGAAGUACUGCAGGGGUGGCUGCAGGCUGAAGGUACUUUGACUCAGCAUCUCAAACAUUUGAGCCUUGAGGAAGCUGUAGUUCAACGUCUUCAGAAACUCAACUCCACUGACACAGGAGAGGUGCAGAACAGCACUCCAGAUUCCUCAGACACAGAACACACGUGAGGAGUGAGGCUCACCAGGGCGGCUGGAUCCUCUCCGUCGUGCCAAGUAGCAAAGCACUGGGAUGUCCUACUCGGGCCUCACCGCUGCCCCAUUACGUACACUCCUGAUGAGCAGCGGUCACUUAGCCAAAGACACAGGACGAAGGGGUUUGUCUAAUACACACUCUCCAUUCAUAUUAUUCAAUUUUACUUUACUAUUUAUUUAUUAUGUUUGAAUUAUUUAUUAUGUUUGUGUAAUGUAAUAAAUAAACCAUCUGUAAAGAACGUC
This is a messenger RNA of Scylla paramamosain (green mud crab), 1976 nucleotides long. RefSeq names its product protein Aster-B-like. The record is from RefSeq and is a predicted model, not a curated record. Gene Ontology annotation, molecular function: sterol transfer activity; sterol binding. Gene Ontology annotation, biological process: intracellular sterol transport. Lineage: Eukaryota; Metazoa; Arthropoda; Malacostraca; Decapoda; Portunidae. Gene Ontology annotation, cellular component: plasma membrane; endoplasmic reticulum membrane; endoplasmic reticulum-plasma membrane contact site. Bases 411 to 1709 code for a protein of 432 amino acids. The transcript has 9 exons.